Molecule: messenger RNA, 1775 nt
Organism: Durusdinium trenchii
Lineage: Eukaryota; Dinophyceae; Suessiales; Symbiodiniaceae
Source: the annotation of a GenBank genome assembly
GACAGAUAAUAGAUAGAUGACACAUCAAUAACUAUAUGACCCUAUGACUGUUGGCACUGAGAUGUUCGCUACGACAAAGAGCAUCGAUCCCAAUUGCGUAAAAACCAGCAGCAUGCUUGUGGUCAUCACUCGUCAAGUGUAUUUAAUGCAAUUGCCUUUUCGUCGGUUGCUCCUGAUCGCAAUUCCGGCUCGAGAUCACAAUGUGAAACUUUUGCUGCGGCAUCAACUGAAGGGCUUUCGAUGCACAAGGGCUUUGCCUCACCGGACCAUCGGGACCUGGACCGGCAGGAUGCACGUAGUGACCGAGGCUCUCCAAUCCGAAGGGCGCCAAGGAUGCCGGCCUUUGCUCCUUUGGAGCGUCCGACUUAUGAUCCCUUUGGACCGCUGGGUGGUUAUGAGCUCGGUCCAGCAGGCCAGGGGGAGCCUGUGUGGAGCCGCUUGAAGGGCUCGGUGUAUCCUGUGCUGGAUCUUUGCAUGGAUGCCUACUACGCCUCUUUGUCCAAAAGUUUCCAAGGGGACAUUGAAUUUCUCCACCACGUCGCUGCAGCUGUGGAGUUCAUCCAUGAAGGUGCAGAUGUGGAUGUGAGGGAUGAUGCGAGCGGUGGGUCCUGCUUGCAUUUUGCAGCUGGCAGCGGGUCCCUGCCUCUUUGCAAAACUUUGUUGAGUGCCAAGGCACGCCUCUACGCAAGGGACAUCAAUUUGCAGACACCUUUGUGGUGGGCAAUCAAUGACAAUCAUCGUGAAGUUUGCCGAGCGCUUCUGGGUCUUGAUCCAGCGCAAGUCCUGGUAACAAAUAUUGACCAGCUUACGCCCUUGCAUGAAGCCGCGUUCCUGGGGCGAACCCAGCUUGUGGAUCUCUUGCUUAGCCGAUUUUCUACACAGCAGCACUGGAACCGAUAUGGCCGGGCAGUUCGGCUGCCAUCUGGGCCCAACAUGCGCGCAGGGCGGCGCUUGCUGAGCCCUCUUCAUCUCGCCUGUCGGCAGGGCCACUUGGCCACCUGCGCUGUGCUGCUGAAGGCCUUUGCUGACCCACAGCUUGUUUGCAGUCACGGCCGCACUGCACUCCACCACGCUUGCGCUGGUGCAAGUCGCCUUAGAGAUUUGCGGACAGGCAAUAUUCUGGAGCUUUGCCACCUGUUGCUCCGCCAGCAGCCAGCACUCGUGUCACUCCGGGACGCCUCGGGGCAGACGCCUUUAGAUUUGGUACAGCGGUACAGCUUUGCGCCGCCUGAACUGCAUCUCUUGUUGCGAAAAGCAGCGCCAGUCGGUGUGCACCAGGAGACCUUCACAAAACCUCGGGACGGCCAUGGCGGCCACCGACGCAAGCUCCAAACGCCCAAGGCAUGAGAGAUGCAGUGUGGACACAGAACAUAUGAAGCAAUUUGAAACAGAACAUGUCAAAUGACUUUCAAAUGUGUAUUCCUUCAUUUCGAGGGAUUUCGCACGAUUUGCUUUCAUACAUUCCAUUUCUGGAACGUGUCCCCAUCUUGGGUCAGUCAUCCCGUGUCAACAUACCGGGCCAGAUUCUGGUGGCCAAAGGAUGCCAAAGGCGGCACCAAGUUGAGACCCGGUGUUUCACACCGAAUUCGAGAGAGACUCGAGUCUCUCAGGAUAUCUGACAUCAGGUCACCAGAGCUUGAGGACUUCAGAACGAGUUCGUGACGAAAGUGACGAAACGUGCGAUGUGAAACCAAGAUAACUAAAGCAAGCCAAUUCUAUCCAAAGCCGGAUGGAAAUCUUGAGGCAAGCAGGGUUGCGCUUACUUUAAGCAAGCG